GCUGAAUAUAAAAGAAAAUGGCUUCCUAAUCCGUAUAGAAAGUACAGUGUAUAGGACACAAUGCUGGAGACUGCAAAGGAAACCCACACAGACACUGAAGGAGUAUGUUCAGACAGGAUCCUGAGCUCAGAAUCAAGCCAAGGACCCUAAAACUAAUGGUCACUGAGUGAUCCGAGGCGACAUGGAUCUAAAAUCUGAGCUGCUCAAGUCCAUCUGGUACGCGUUCACCUCGCUGGAGGCCGAGGGCAGCGGCAAAGUAUCCAAGUCCCAGUUGAAGGUGCUGUCUCACAAUUUAUACACAGCUCUGAACAUUCCUCAUGACCCUGUUGCCUUAGAGGAACAUUUCAAGGAUAAUGACAAUGGACCUGUCUCUGAUAAUGGCUAUAUGCCUUACCUCAACAAGUACAUUCUGGCAAAGGCAACUGAGGGUACGUUUAAUAAGGAGACGUUUGAUGAGCUGUGCUGGAUGAUGACAGCCAAGAAAAACUUCAAGCCCAGCAUUCAGCAGGGGGUGUGUUCCCAAAGAGACUGCUUCAAGCUCUUCUGUCUUUUUAACCUUCUCUCAGAGAAUCGUUAUCCUCUUGUCAUCAUCCAACCUGAGCUGGAGUAUCUGCUGAAGAAGAUCUCUACUGCUAUGAGCCAGGAGUGGGACGGGAAGAGACUGGAGGAUCUGCUAUCCCAGGAUCCUUCUUUACAGGAUGGCAUGAUUGUGUGGAUGUUUUUGGAGCAUCUCAGUGCAGGGAACCUUAUGAGGGUGGAUUGUAAGGAGGCCUUUAGCCUGGCACUGGAUGACAUCUUCAUGGAGAUGUACCACAAUGUGCUGAAGAAGGGUUACAUGCUGAAAAAGGGGCAUGUACGUAGGAAUUGGCAUGAGCGCUGGUUUGUGCUUAAGCCAGGAAGCUUAACCUACUAUAUUAGUGAGGACCAGAAAGAAAAGAAGGGAGAGGUCCAGCUGGAUGGAAGUUGCGUUGUAGAAACCAUACCCGAUAAAGAAGGGAAACGCUGUUUAUUCUGUAUGAAGACUCCUGGCAGGACAUAUGAGAUUAGUGCUUCAGAUCAGAAACAGAGAGUGGAAUGGAUUCAAGCUGUUCAGACAGCCAUCCGUUUGAAGACAGAGGGGAAGAGCUCAAUGCAUCAGGAGCUAAAGCUGCGUAGACGAGAGCAACGGGAGAACAGCCAGAACAGUCAGAGAAGCGAGAACCAGAGCAGCCAGAGUGAACAUAGUGCUGAAGAUGAGGAGCCCAGUUCUGUAACACAACACGGAGAAAUAGAGAACAAGGAACCAGACAUGGAAAUUAUAGACAUCAUCCAGCAACACCUGGAAAUGGAGGUGCAGCGGAAAAAGGAGGAUGCAUGGGUGAAAGAGAAGCAGAAGGAGAGACAAGAAGAGCUGGAGAGACAGCUGAAAGAAGCAAACGAGGACAGAGAGAACAUGGUGGCUGCAUUGACUAAAAUGGAAAGGGAGGUACAGCAGCAAAAGAAGAGGAUCCAAGAGCUAGAACUCACACAACAGAAACUGGAGGAGGCUCUCAACACACAGAUUCAGGCCCGCUUAGAGGAUGAGAAAGUCCGACAUGAGCUUGAGAGGCUAUUGGAAGAAGAAAGGAAGAAGCUGAUUGAAUUGAUGGACAGUCAGAGGCACUUGGAAACUCCUGAUUAUGCAAUAACAACCCAGGAGAAAACACCUGAGCCCCAAAAAGAUGAGGAUAACCUACUCUCUCCUGCAUCCCCUGUGAUUCCUCCAUCUUCAAGCCCCCAGUUAAUAACGUGUACAUCCCAGGCCCUUGCAGAAACAGUGGAGACACAUCACCACAAUGUGGAGAACGUUCCUGAGAAUCUUUCUAAAGCACAUAUGAGACAAUGGAAUGUCCAGCUCAACUGCCUUAUGAAGCCGAUCACACCAGCAGACAAGAUGGAGCGUCUAACAGUGAGGUCAAACUAUCCCAAACGUGGUCAGGCGCUCACCAGUACAGAGUUCAUUGUGAAGUACCAAUCAACCGUCACUGAAACAGAAUCCUCCAACAGCCAGUUACGAAAGAGAGAAGAGGAUGUGGGCACACAAGAACUAAUCACUGCAUGUCAAGUUGAGGAACCAAAGAAAACCAGAGAACAGGCUGAGCAUAGCAAUGACUUUGCAUAUUGACUCACUGACACAAGCCGAAAAAGUAAACUUUUUGUGACAUUUGUUAUUGUUUGUAGCAGCCUUACACAUGAAUAUCAACUAUACAUGUAAAUGUAUUAAAAUGUAGAUGUACAUACAAUAUAUUAUUUGCAAAAAUGUUGGUAAUCUACAGUUAAUCUACAGUAAAGACUGUGUGUGUGUAUGUGUGUUUGUGUGUGUGUUUAAUGCAAAUGGAUAACACCAAUAAAUGGAUAACACAUAAUGCAAUGUUUUUAUUUUAUUAUUUAUUUCCCACCAUACAUUCUGUCCUGUUGACAAUUCCAAACAUUGUUAUC
Messenger RNA from Hemibagrus wyckioides, 2457 nucleotides. RefSeq names its product DEF6 guanine nucleotide exchange factor c (gene def6c). NCBI's taxonomy places the organism in Eukaryota, Metazoa, Chordata, Actinopteri, Siluriformes, Bagridae. The transcript is spliced from 13 exons. The record is from RefSeq and is a predicted model, not a curated record. The coding region runs from base 182 to 2143 and encodes 653 amino acids. Gene Ontology annotation, cellular component: cytoplasm; nucleus.